This is a messenger RNA of Choloepus didactylus (southern two-toed sloth), 2301 nucleotides long. RefSeq names its product neurotrophin 4 (gene NTF4). The record is from RefSeq and is a predicted model, not a curated record. The transcript has 3 exons. Gene Ontology annotation, cellular component: extracellular region. Gene Ontology annotation, molecular function: nerve growth factor receptor binding; growth factor activity. The coding region runs from base 477 to 1109 and encodes 210 amino acids. NCBI's taxonomy places the organism in Eukaryota, Metazoa, Chordata, Mammalia, Pilosa, Megalonychidae. Gene Ontology annotation, biological process: positive regulation of peptidyl-serine phosphorylation; negative regulation of neuron apoptotic process; cell surface receptor protein tyrosine kinase signaling pathway.
ACCUGGAACCCUGGGUCUGAGGGCGGAGGGGCUGGGGGCGCAGACCCCUGGGUCUGAGGGCGGAGGGCCGGACCCCCCGGCCUGAGGGGGUAGGCGCCGGCGCCGGGCCUCCUGGGGCGCAGCGGGCGGGCUGCCGCGGUCUCGGGCCGCGCGUGGAAGGCGGGCUCCCCGGCCCCUCCCCGCCGCCGGGCGCCGCCCCGCCCCCGCCCCCGACCCGGGCGCUGGGGAGCGUGUGCAGCGAGGAGCCGACGGGCGAGCGGGCGCCCCGGCAGACAGCGAGCAGGAGGAGGAGCCGCCGCCGCGCCGGGGCCGCCGGGGAGCCGAGGAGGGCGCCCCAGGUGGUUGCCCCUGCUCCCUCUCCUGAAAUGUCAGGGAGGAGGAGACCACCUGUGUCCCCCACAGGGGCCCCCCAGAGCCUGGGGGCCCCCAGCCCUGGAGCUCGGAGGAGGAGGAGGUGCUGACAGGUGCUCAGCGAGAUGCCCCCCUACCCUACAGGCUCCCUUCCCAUCCUUCUCCUCUUCCUCCUCCCCCAUGUCCCAGGGGAGCCCCCUCCCCUGCCCUCAGCUCUGCCUCCAUUUCUGGCCCCUGAGUGGGACCUCCUGUCCCCUCGAGUGGCCCUGUCCCGGGGCACCCCCGCAGGGCCCCCCCUACUCUUCCUGCUGGAGGCCAGCGCCUUUGGGGAGCCAGCAGGUGCCCCAGCCAACCGCAGCCGACGCGGGGUGAGCGAGACGGCUCCAGCCAACCGCCGGGGCGAGCUGGCAGUGUGCGACGCAGUCAGCGGCUGGGUGACCGACCGCCGGACAGCCGUGGACCUGCGUGGACGCGAAGUGGAGGUGCUGGGUGAGGUGCCUGCAGCCGGUGGCAGUCCCCUCCGCCAGUACUUCUUUGAGACCCGCUGCAAGGCCGACAGCACCGGGGAAGGUGGCCCCGCGGUGGGUGGAGGGGGCUGCCGGGGCGUGGACCGGAGACACUGGGUGUCCGAGUGUAAGGCCAAGCAGUCUUACGUGCGGGCUCUGACCACCGAUGCCCAGGGCCGCGUGGGCUGGCGAUGGAUUCGAAUCGACACCGCCUGCGUCUGCACGCUUCUCAGCAGGACAGGCCGGGCCUGAGGCCUAUACCUGGGAACUGGGCCAACCAAGGAAGAGGGCCAGACACUGAGGGACCUCGGGAAUGGCCUGGCCACUCUGGGGACCUCAGUUUGAGGACCUGUCAAUUGGAUGCGAAAUCCUAGCUCUCUGAUUUUGAGAGCUCAGUCUGUGCAGCACGGGUGGUAAAACUAAAGGGGUUUUGAAAGAUGAAUAGGAGUUCUCCUGGAGAAACCAAGGGUGAUAAUAAUGAUCGCAAUGAUGAUGAUGAUGAUGAUGAUGAUAGCCAAUAUGUACUGAGUGCUUACUGUUUAUCAGCCCCAAUACAUAACUGGCCAGAUCAACGCUUGUGGAGUUGACCAUUGGAGGCUCUUGGCUUCAAAUGUGCUGACUGCUGGUGCUCAGAGGACACUGCCCGGCCCAUCCUGGAGAGAGGGUUAAGAAGGGGAUAUAUCAAUAAGUGGGUGGGCCACCUAGACAUUGGAACAUACAAGCAACAGCCUGAGGACCUGAAGAUUCUUGGCCCAUGGAAGACAUCCCUGGGACCUGGGGCUCAAGAAGAAUUCUUAGUUGGUUAGAGGGCAGCAAUGUUGGCUUAGAGUUCUGGAACCCUUUUGUAAGGUAGUGAGCCACCCGUCACAGUGGAAACACAAGCAGGGUUGAAUGAUAGGAGGUCAGGAAGCUGUAGAGUUCAGUUCAGGGCAGGGACUCAGAGUCAGGUUUCUUACCACCCCACCCCCACCCCAACCUUUACUCCACAUUGGGAGAGAAGUAGAGCUCACCAUUGUCCAGCAUGAGUAGGACAUGAGGUGGGUGGGGUGAGAUAAUAGCGGUUGAGGAGGCAGAGGCCCUGACCAAAAGGCACUUAAAGUGAAGAGGUGAAGCAAUGGGCAGACCCCACACCCCUACUACUCCACAGCCCGAUCCUUGUGGCCAACACACACACGCAGCCUUUAGCACCCCCUGGCCGAGAGACAGAGACAUCCCUCCCUGCCCUGCCAGCCCAGGUGGCCCCUGAGAGGGAGGGAAGGUGUCUUCCAGGUCUCAGGCCCCACUGCCUCAUUUGUGUCCUCCAUCUUUCUCCCCAUCUCGUCUCUGGGUCAGUAGCUCCUUAUCCCUCUGUCUCUGACUCUCACUCGGCAGAUCUCCUGCCCCCUCUAAGUUUUUCUCUGUGGGUCUCUCCCUCUUCGCCCACCCCCACACCCAGGUGGAAGUU